This is a messenger RNA of Fusarium venenatum, 255 nucleotides long. The record is from RefSeq and is a predicted model, not a curated record. NCBI's taxonomy places the organism in Eukaryota, Fungi, Ascomycota, Sordariomycetes, Hypocreales, Nectriaceae.
AUGUGCUGGACAAGAAAUACUAGUUUCCACUGUCCAACAUGCUCGAAGGAAGAUCGUACCAUCACUACCUCACACUUUUGUGAUGAUAUCCCCAAGAAAGGAAAAUUCGGAGACUGCCGUGGUGGUGUCGAACAUAAGUGGGUAUAUAGAAUGGGCAAGGAGUGUGACGAGUGCCGAAUCAAGUGGAAAGAUCCAAAGGAUUGGGCAAAGCUUGCUUCUAUUAGACAUUCUACGGGUGGAGAGAAGAAGCAUUAG